AUGGUGGCGAGAGACAGCCUACCAGCCGGGCGAGAGGGAGGCGCCGGGCGGAAGAAUGGCAGGCGUGGCCAACCCGGAGGCGGCUGGAGGCCGCGCCCCCUUCCCAGAGUGCCCCGCAGCCGCUCCCCGCGAGAUCUCUUUUCUAGCCCGCCCUGGCCCGGCUCAGAAGGCGCUCCCACCAUGGAUGGGCUUCGGGCUAGCGCAGGGCUGUUGAGGCGCGGGCGGUUGAGACGCCGGCGCCAGCCGCAGCCACACAGCGGGUCGGUCCUGGCCCUGCCCUUAAGGCCCAGAAAGAUCCGAAGGCAGCUGAGGAGAAGCGUGGCGUCCCGCAUGGCCGCGCUGAGGGCCCAGACACUGCCGAGCGAGGACUCGGAGGACUCGAGGGUGGAGUCGACGGUCGACGAUCCUGGAGACCCGCUGGCUGGUGGGGCAGCGACCAUCCCGGAUGCGGCCCGGCGAGAGCCGUACGGUCACCUGGGGCCUGCAGAGCUGCUGGAGGCCUCGCCCGCGUCCCGCUCCCUGCAGACCCCCCGCGCGCUGGUGGAGGCGCAGACCCCGCCGGCCCGCCUGGUGGAGGCUCAGACCCCGCCGGCCCGCCUGGUGGAGGCGCCCGCCCUGCCCGCGCGCCUAGUGCCGGCUCCCGCGCCUCCCGCGCGCCUGGUGGAGGUGCCCGCUGCGCCGGCGCGCGUGGUGGAGACCUCGGCGCUGCUGUGCCCUGCCCAGCACUUGGCGGCCGCCCCGCCAUCCGUGGCCCCCGCAACGCUGUCGGGGCCGCAGGUGGAUAGCACCGGCGGGGAGUUGGCCUGGGACUCGCCGCUGCAGCGCGUCCUGGCGGAGCUGAACCGCAUCCCCAGCAGCCGGCGGCGGGCCGCGCGCCUCUUUGAGUGGCUCAUCUCGCCCAUGCCGCCAGACCAUUUCUACCGGCGCCUGUGGGAGCGGGAGGCGGUGCUGGUGCGGCGGCAGGACCACGCCUACUAUCAGGGGCUUUUCUCCACCGCAGACUUGGACUCCAUGCUGCGCCACGAGGAGGUGCAGUUCGGGCAGCACCUGGAUGCUGCUCGGUACGUCAACGGGCGGCGCGAGACCCUGAACCCCCCCGGCCGCGCGCUGCCUGCCGCCGCCUGGGCCCUGUACCAGGCUGGCUGCUCCCUGCGCCUCCUCUGUCCGCAGGCUUUCUCGACCACAGUGUGGCAGUUUUUGGCCGUGCUCCAAGAGCAGUUUGGCAGCAUGGCAGGCUCCAACGUUUACCUCACGCCCCCCAAUUCGCAGGGUUUUGCCCCCCACUACGACGACAUCGAGGCUUUUGUGCUGCAGCUGGAAGGUAGGAAACUCUGGCGUGUGUACCGACCCCGGGUCCCGACCGAGGAGCUGGCCCUGACAUCCAGUCCCAACUUCAGCCAGGACGACCUCGGUGAGCCGGUGCUGCAGACUGUGCUGGAACCUGGAGAUUUGCUCUACUUUCCUCGGGGCUUCAUUCACCAAGCCGAAUGCCAGGAUGGAGUGCACUCUCUGCACCUCACCUUGUCCACGUACCAGCGCAAUACCUGGGGCGACUUCCUGGAGGCCGUCCUGCCCCUGGCAGUGCAGGCUGCCAUGGAAGAAAAUGUGGAGUUCCGAAGGGGUCUUCCCCGAGAUUUCAUGGAUUACAUGGGGGCCCAGCACUCAGAUUCCAAGGAUCCACGAAGAACCGCUUUUAUGGAGAAGGUGCGAGUCUUGGUUGCCCGCUUGGGACACUUUGCCCCUGUCGAUGCUGUGGCUGACCAGCGAGCCAAAGACUUCAUCCACGACUCUCUGCCCCCUGUGCUGACUGAUAGAGAGAGGGCACUAAGUGUUUAUGGGCUCCCAAUUCGCUGGGAGGCUGGAGAACCUGUUAACGUGGGGGCCCAGUUGACAACAGAAACAGAAGUGCACAUGCUUCAGGAUGGGAUAGCUCGGCUGGUGGGUGAGGGAGGCCAUUUGUUUCUCUAUUAUACAGUGGAGAACUCCCGUGUUUAUCAUCUGGAAGAGCCUAAGUGCUUGGAGAUAUACCCACAGCAAGCUGAUGCCAUGGAACUUUUGCUCCGCUCCUACCCAGAGUUUGUGAGAGUAGGGGACCUGCCCUGUGACACGGUGGAGGACCAGCUUUCCUUAGCGACCAUGUUAUAUGACAAGGGGCUGCUGCUCACCAAGAUGCCUCUAACCUGA
Messenger RNA from Puma concolor (puma), 2184 nucleotides. It is a transcript of the gene RIOX1, whose product is annotated as ribosomal oxygenase 1. Gene Ontology annotation, molecular function: histone H3K36 demethylase activity; histone H3K4 demethylase activity. The record is from RefSeq and is a predicted model, not a curated record. Lineage: Eukaryota; Metazoa; Chordata; Mammalia; Carnivora; Felidae. Gene Ontology annotation, cellular component: nucleolus.